AUGAUAUCCCGUGGAGUUUUCGUAGAAGAGCUGAUCCGCAGCGAGCUGUGGAAGCACGGUCCCCCGUGGUUACGUGAAGACAAAUCAACGUGGCCCUCCCAAGGCAUCCCAGAAACCAAGUUCAGCGUAGAAGAAUUGGAGUUGAAAAAAAAAUGUGAUUCUGAGCAGAUUCUCCAUCCGGAUCCACUGUUCGAAAGGUUUUCGUCGUACCAAACUCUUCUCAAUGUAGUCGGAUUCUGCUUUCGUUUUUGCAACAAUGCCCGUUACAAACAGCGACGAAAUUUCAGCAGUGUACUCUCCGUUGCCGAACUUCAGCAUGCCAAGACAGCCCUGGUCCGAUUCGUCCAGGAUAAAAGGUUUCCCGAUGAUCUGCACCGCCUGAAGAAAGGAUUCAUAGUGUCUAGUAAAUCGCCUCUUCGCCUGCUAAGCCCAUUCCUUGACGCUGAUGGACUGAUCCGUGUCGGUGGCCGGUUGCGACUAGCUGACACACCCUACGACGUGAAGCACCAAAUAGUUCUCCCCGGCUUUCACCCGUUUACCCUCCUCCUACUGAAAUUCCAUCAUCGAAAGCUAGUUCAUAGUGGGAUUCAGAUGACUCUCGCAGUCGUCCGCGACGAAUUCUGGCCCCUGAACGGUCGGAAAGCUGUUCGAAGUGCUAUACGGAGCUGUUACGAGUGCAGUAGGGCGAUCGUUUUGUCUGGAGACGAAACAGGCCUCAGCAUUUGUACUCCGCCAAUGGUACAAAUUUCAUCGGCGCGAAAAAUGCACUGCACAAGGUGUAUCAAAUGCUUCAGCCCGGACCCGAUAGCGACAAAAUCAACAAGCAUCUCGCCGAAGAAAACAUCCAGUGGCACCUGA
Aedes albopictus (Asian tiger mosquito) is the source of this 858-nucleotide messenger RNA. RefSeq lists its product as uncharacterized. Lineage: Eukaryota; Metazoa; Arthropoda; Insecta; Diptera; Culicidae. The coding region runs from base 1 to 858 and encodes 285 amino acids. The transcript has a single exon. The record is from RefSeq and is a predicted model, not a curated record.